Papaver somniferum (opium poppy) is the source of this 1283-nucleotide messenger RNA. RefSeq lists its product as uncharacterized. The coding region runs from base 460 to 1014 and encodes 184 amino acids. Lineage: Eukaryota; Viridiplantae; Streptophyta; Magnoliopsida; Ranunculales; Papaveraceae. The transcript is spliced from 4 exons. The record is from RefSeq and is a predicted model, not a curated record.
AUGCAUUAAACAACAGAAAGACAAAAAAUCAGGAUCUCAAAUCAUUCAUCGUCCAUCUCCCAUCGGGUCCAUAAAACAAUUCAUCUUUUAAACCUUUUCUUUAUUGUUUUGCCUCUUUAAAUACAGUUUCCCCCUUUUAUUCUCUCAAUUCCUCUUUGCAAAUUCAUUUGGUGGUGAUCUCUCCGGUGAUAAAGUAAGGUUUUCAUAUAAGUCGUUCUCCGUUCUGAAAAACCUUAAAACUUGGUUUCUCCAUUGUUAUGAUAGAUUGGCUUUCAGGAUCUUCAAGCUCAUCAUCAUCUAACUUACAGACUCAAAUCUCAUCGGUCAUCGUAUAUCUCAACAUUAAUCUGAAACUGAUUUUCCAGAGAGGAGAAAUAUAAACCAAAGCAAGCGAAAUCUAGCUAGAUCUUUAAGGAAUCAGAGUUUAGUACAGAGAGGUUGUAGAGGUUGAAGAAAGUGAUGGGGAACUGUCAAGCAGCAGAAGCAGCUACAGUAGUAAUACAGCAUCCUUUAGGAGUUAAUGGGAAAGGGAGGAAAAUAGAGAGAUAUUAUCAAUCAAUGAGUGCUAAAGAAGUGAUGAAUUCAAAUCCAGGUCAUUAUAUAGCUCUAAUAAUAUUAGUUCCUUCUGCAAAUUCCGGCGAGACGAAAUCUUCAGCUCCGAUAAAGCAAUUAAAGCUUCUUCGUCCUGAUGAUGUUUUGCAUUUAGGUCACGUUUAUCGUCUUGUCAGUUUCGAAGAGGUGUUGAAGGAAUUUGCGGCAAAGAAAUGUGUGAAGCUGGGAAGAUUGAUAAUGAAAGAGAAGGUAUCAGGGAAUAUUAUUGAUGGAGAGAAGAGGAAAAAGAUUUCUAAAUCACAAGUGAAUUCUAAGUCGGUUCAGGAACAAGAGGUUGUGCAUGGAGGAAGUAACAGCAGCAAUAACAAUGGCAGUAGUAGCAGAGUUGGAGUGGGGGGAAUCAGACCACUGCAUCAUCAGUGGAGGCCCGCGUUAGAGAGCAUUUCAGAGAUUGGAACUUGAACCCCACAAACCAUGCAUUAUGCCCACCACAGGACUCCACCCCCAUUACCCACCACGACUCCCCUUGCUUUCACCAUCAUCAUCAUCGUCAUCAGUACUCUCUCGUCUCUUCAACUCAGUAGUUAUCAACCCCCAAAAAUUCCACUGAUUUCUUUUUUCUUUUUAGUUAAAAUAGCUAGGAAUGAUGUAAUUUCUAGUGGGAUGAUGGGUUUUGUACCUCUACUUGUACUACCUUUGACAUUCACAUGUUAUGAAUCAUUACUUGUACA